UGAGUGUACAAUAAAUCUGUCUCUGUAUCCACUGUCUCGCAUAUCACCCUUUCCCUCAAUAAUUCUUCGUAGUAUGGCUUCAGGUCCUCGGUGGAAGCAGGCCAUCGAAAAUGCCCUUGCGGCGAAUGAGAAUUCAACUGCAGUCACUCAGCUAGCAUCCAUCGACCCUACGUCCCCAAUACCCUACGUCCGUUGCCUGAUUUUCCGAGGUUUCAUCAUUCCCACCACGAACCCAGAACUCCCUAUGUUGCUCUUCACAACCGACAGUCGCACGCCCAAGACCUCACAGAUAAUCUCGAAUCCUCACGUCCAGCUCGCGUGGUGGAUUGAGGGCACCAAAGAGCAGUACCGCGUCGCAGGUCUGGCGACUAUUAUCCCUGCCCCAACGAAUGACUUGUACAAGCACUUCUUACACUCUACGCACGCUAACGGCACCAUGGCGAUGCUCUACAAGGAGAGCUUUGACUGGGAAGCGAAGCGACAGGAAGUCUACCGAAGCAUGAGCCCGUACAUGAAGGCAUCGUGGUGCCGACCUACUCCUGGUACCCCUCUUGUAGGCGGGGAAGAAGAGGCGAAGAAAUGGCCUGUCAAGCUGGAGGAGCCCAACGCCGAUGGAGAAUGGAGCAGCGAGGAGAACAAGCAUCUUUGGGAGACAGCGUUGAGCCAUUUCGCCUUGUUGGUUGUCGACCCAACGGACGUCGACUAUGUUGAGCUGGGCCCUGUGCCAAAUCGGAGAACGAAGUUUUGGAAGGACGAUAAAGAUUCUUGGAACGAUGAAGCUCUUGUACCAUGAUUAUAUGUAUUCCAUCUUUUUUUUCGUUAUCCCUUUAGACAUCCCUGAUAACUUGUACCUUUGCAGAGUGAUGAUUGUAUAGGCGAUACCGUCAACACGUUGAAACAUAGAUGCCAUUGGUUGCCAUGAUCAACUUAACAGCAUA
This is a messenger RNA of Guyanagaster necrorhizus, 938 nucleotides long. RefSeq lists its product as uncharacterized. NCBI's taxonomy places the organism in Eukaryota, Fungi, Basidiomycota, Agaricomycetes, Agaricales, Physalacriaceae. The record is from RefSeq and is a predicted model, not a curated record. Bases 74 to 793 code for a protein of 239 amino acids. The transcript has 2 exons. Gene Ontology annotation, molecular function: FMN binding.